Loa loa (African eye worm) is the source of this 375-nucleotide messenger RNA. RefSeq lists its product as hypothetical. NCBI's taxonomy places the organism in Eukaryota, Metazoa, Nematoda, Chromadorea, Rhabditida, Onchocercidae. The record is from RefSeq and is a predicted model, not a curated record. The transcript has 6 exons. Bases 1 to 375 code for a protein of 124 amino acids.
AUGGCAAUUGUUUUCUUCUUUUGGGAUGUUGGAGCAAAAUGUAUGGUCCUGAUUAGUAAAAUGGGUGAAGAUAUAUCUGCAAUCUUGCUUCGCUGCAAAAAUUUUAAAGUUAUUAUUGAGGGCGAACAGCAACUAUUUUGCAAGCAAGCUAGCUUGAAGCGGAAGAAGAAGAAGAAGGAAAUGAAGGAGAACAGAAAGAAAGGAAAAGAUAGAAAGUUUGUACGUAUCGAAAUCGCUGAAUUUACUAAUGUGCGCCUCACCUUAACUUCUCUUCUGUCUGCCCCACCGCUCCUUCCUCCACCCCGUUACCCGAAACUGUCUUUCCACUACUGUGCGAAAUCGAGACAGGCGGGGGGGGGGGGGGGGGGGGGUUAA